Scophthalmus maximus (turbot) is the source of this 2157-nucleotide messenger RNA. Its product is annotated as centrosomal protein of 41 kDa-like. The transcript has 11 exons. Gene Ontology annotation, biological process: protein polyglutamylation; cilium assembly. The coding region runs from base 410 to 1606 and encodes 398 amino acids. The record is from RefSeq and is a predicted model, not a curated record. Gene Ontology annotation, cellular component: ciliary basal body. NCBI's taxonomy places the organism in Eukaryota, Metazoa, Chordata, Actinopteri, Pleuronectiformes, Scophthalmidae.
AUGUGAGAGAUGAACACCUCCCUGAAACAGGACCCAUGAGAAAACGUUUCCAUAAUUACACUUUUAAUGCAUUAUAUAUAUUAUGCAACUGAAAGUGGAUAGGGUUAGGGAUUAGGAUUUAGUGCAGUUGCAAAAUAAAAACUAAAAUUGAAUCAUACAUUCCAUUGUGAUGCAAAUGUGAUGUCAUCCCCAUUGAUACAAUAACCAAAGGUUCAAAGGUACACACUCCUGUGAUCUGUCAUCUCAUUGCAUAUGACAGGUAGUGAAUAAUCUCAGAAUCCUGUUUGAAUUAUUGCAGACACAGAGGCGAGACGCUGAGUUACUUGACCCCAUUUGAAAAUACAAAAACUGGGACCUCCACCCAGAAAGACAAGCACAAUUUAUUGAGGAAUUCUUGCUCUUAGGCAAAAUGUAUGGCAUGCUCAACAAAACUGGGGACCUCUCCCAUCUGCUCCAAAAGAAGAAAACCUAUCGAGUCAGGGAUCAGUUGCAGGUGAAUGUGAGGGAGAAUUUUGCCAACUUUCUAGGGCAAAGGUACAUGGAUAAAAGAAUACCGAGAAACGCAAAGUAUCAACACGUUAAAACCCGGUUGGACACAGGAUGCAGCCUCACGAAGUAUAUGGAAAGACUGGAGGAGAUUAAAAGAAAUUACAGGUAUCGUGCAGAUGAAAUUUUCAAGCGAUUAAAGGUGACAACAUUUGCACAAUUGAUACUUCAGGUUGCCUCUGUGUCAGAGCUGAAUGAUGAUGUUGACUCACACGGCCCGGAAGACGGUCUCUCAGUGUCUGACUCAGACCUGGAGUUUCUAUCCCAAGACGACAACAGCACCCCACACGCGUCGCCUCUUUCAGAUUGCCAGGAUGUACGCGACGCCAGGGAAACCUGCUACUCUGCCAGGUCAACGCUGCUGAGCGUUGUCAGCGGUGUGGGAGAGCGAGGCCUCGACAGGAAGAGCCAGAAGAUGGAGAGUGAGGUGUCCAGCUUCAAGCUGGCUGACAGGUCCUACCCCGACUGCCCCUACCUGCUGCUGGACGUACGAGACCGCGACCAGUACGACUGCUGUCACAUCAUCAGUGCACACAGUUUCCCCAUCACCAAGCUGUCUCGAACGAUGAACCCCUAUACCAAAGAAGUGCUGGAAUAUAAAAAUGCAGCAGGGAAGAUCAUCAUCGUGUAUGACGAGGAUGAGAGAAUAGCCAGCCAGGCAGCCACCAUCAUGUGCGAACGAGGAGUUGAGAAUCUGUUCAUGCUGUCUGGAGGUCUUAAGGUUAUCUCUCAGAAAUUUCCAGAAGGCAUGACGACAGGCUCCCUCCCGACCUCAUGCCUGUCCUGUCCCGCUUCAUCGAAGGGGAAGAAGAGCUCUGUGCAACAUCAGCAGGAGCCGCAGGCGGCAGAGAAAAGGUGGCGGUUUACAUCGGACGAGCUGGUCAAGAUCCAGGAGCAGCUGGACGAGAUGCUCAUCCCAAGUAACCCCAACAGCCGCAUGUCCAGCCGCAUGUCGACACUCAGCUCCCAGUCCAAUGCCUCUAGUGCUGGAAGUCGACUGAGUUCCUCUACCGCUGGGAGGAACAGUGCCAGGGUUCAAAGCAGCCGACCCUGGAAGUAACCCCACCUACCCUCAACCACAGAGAUACACACAAGCAAACAAACAAACAUACCUCCAACACCAAGUCCAUAUAUUUCAGGUUACAAGCCGCCUCACUGCAUUGCUUUGGAGAAACAUUAUUCCAACUCUUGACUGCCAAGGAGUGAACAUUGUAUGCGUGAAUGAAUAACUGUAAGUUUGGUUGAUGAAACUUGAGGCAUGUUUCAAUUACUUUGGAACCAUAUUUACAGUUCCAAAGGACUGAAGAAAGUUUGUUCCAAAUAAUACUUUGUGUAGACCAAGUCUAAAAAAAUCUUUUCACAGCUUACAGGCCUACUAAUGCGCUAAUGCUAGUCCAUUAGCUCUGCAUAAUAAUGCUGACUGAUGCUCAUGAAAUUUGCAUUUUUUAUGUUUUUUAAGGCUUUUCUGUGAUAUAUACUAUUAUAAUUGAUUGUGAUUAUUUUCCAGAUACCAUACCAACAUCCAUAUGUUCAUACACUCUUAAAUACAGCCCUGCAUCUUUUCAACUGUGCCUGUUACUGAUCAUCAGUAAAGUUUGAGUGGAACCAAGA